AUGAAACGCACCAACAGCACCACCCACCCGGAGGCAAACCGGGCCGCUGCUAAGCUGAUCCUCGAGCAACUUGAGCCCGACAACCGCGGGACGGUGGGGAACGUCGCGACGAACCCGGCGGUUAUCUCCAACGUGGUGAGUAGCAUCUACUCGGCGAUGGCCGGCAACCCCGCCGCGGCUGGGCACGCGAUUGGAGCUGUUGCUGCGGCAUACCCGAUGAUCAUGGCGCCUGCUCCACUGCCGACUCGCUACGAUGUCAACAAUCCAACACACUCCACCCCCAUGUCGGGGACGAUGGGAACUUCGUACUAUAACUCGGGCACCAGGGGCUUGCCGGCUGGUAUUGGUGCUUCUGCGUCCCCGCCGUCGUAG
Molecule: messenger RNA, 372 nt
Organism: Phytophthora sojae
Lineage: Eukaryota; Oomycota; Peronosporomycetes; Peronosporales; Peronosporaceae
Exons: 2
Coding region: 1-372 (123 amino acids)
Source: RefSeq, a predicted model, not a curated record